CAGGGGUCUUACAACCAGGGGUUCUUACGUCAGGGUGGCUUACAGCCAGGUGUUCUUACAACCAGGGGCUCUUACGGCGAGGGGUCUUACAACCAGGGGUUCUUACGUCAGGGUGGCUUACAGCCAGGUGUUCUUACAACCAGGGGCUCUUACGGCCAGGGGUCUUACAACCAGGGGUUCUUACGUCAGGGUGGCUUACAACCAGGUGUUCUUACAACCAGGGGCUCUUACGGCCAGGGGUCUUACAACCAGGGGUUCUUACAACCAGGGGUUCUUAAAACCAGCGGUCUUACAACAAGCGGUUUUUACAACCAGGGGUCUUACAACCAGUGGUUUUUCCAACCAGGGGUUCUUACAACCAGGGGUCUUACAACAAGCGGUUUUUACAACCAGGGGUCUUACAACCAGUGGUUUUUACAACCGGGGGUCUUACAACCAGCGGUUUUUACAACCAGCGGUCUUACAACCAGGGGUCUUACAACCAGGGGUCUUACAACCAGGGGUUCUUACAUCUAGGGGUCUUACAAGCAGAGGUUCUUACAACCAGGGGUUCUUAAAACCACUGGUCUUACAACCAGGCGUCUUACAACCAGUGCUUCUUACAACCAGGGGUCUUAGAAGCAGGGGUUCUUACAUCUGGGGCGUCUUAGAACUAGGGGUUUUUACAACCAGGGGUCUUAAAACCAAAGGCUCUUUAUCAACCAGGGGUUCUUACAACCGGAGGUCUUAGAAGCAGAGGUUUUUAAAACCAGCGGUUCUUUACAACUGGGCGUCUUACAACCAGGGGUUGUUACAACAGUAUUUGGGGCCUUACAACCAGGGGUUCUUACAACCGGGUGUCUUACAACCAGGGUUCUUACAACCGGGUGUCUUAAAACCAGGGGUUCUUACCACGAGAGCUGAAGUGGUGGAUUUGAUUAAGGAGGAGGUAAAUAUUGAAUAGGGUUUUUCUGUUAUAAGUGCAGUUCCUUAAAGCUGUUUUUAGUCAAUGAUUGCAGUCCAAGUAAAGAAGUGUUUUCACACUUUGUUAAUGAAUUAGAAUCAUCCCUUAUUUCAAAUUUUCCACUUUUGCAUUAUAAUUUCACGUAGUUGAUUAUGGUAAGCCAAGCUGCUUUGCUGAUUUUACUUAACUUGAAAAUUUUAUAACCAUUAAGCUUUGUUCACUGAAAAACUUUGGAUCGCUUUCUUUCAGGAGAAAACUAACUCUAAUGCAUCAGCAAAGACCAAUGAUAGCUCCGCAACGCCAUUAUCUGCACUGGUAAUUCUGUGUAGUAACUAUUUUUAACAACUUGUAGUUAUGAAGGUUUGGCCUAUAAAAGAGAAUUUCAUCCAUGUGCAUUUAUAUUGGCUGCAUUGCAGCCGGCCCACAGAAGGUUUAUGGUGUCUGUAAUGCAGGCUACAUUUAUACCCUCACUCAAAAGAAGUAUAAUAUUUUGAUUCUGUUUUAAAAUAACUUCAUUUGUCCAGCAAAUUUGAACAGCAGUUGUUUGGCAAAUAUGCAAGUAUUUAGUUUUAAACAUCUGCAGUCAGUUGGUCUGAACGUCUAGUAGUAACUUGCCGAGCGCCUACAAUUUGUAGAUAUUUAAAGUAGGUUUUAGUGCAGGCAACUUUUGUUUUUCACUUCUAUUAACUACGUGAACGUCUUACAUGUACGCUUUAACUGAAACGUUUGUAAAAUUUUAUUAUGAUCAUGUUUAAAUCGCGGUAACUGAAACUGAUACUCCAUUUUUUUAUUUUGUUCUUUAGAAAGAUCACGUCACAGGAGACCGAUACAAAGAAUUCUUAAAGGAACAAAAAAAGAGGAAAGAAGACCUGGCAGUUAAACGUAAAAGCGCAACCAAGAAACUGAAUUUUCCUGAUUCUUCUUACGAUGUCAUCAUGAAAAAGAUUGAUUCUCCAGACAACAUUAGCCUGGUUAAAAAGCAGCUUGAGGCACAAACAAGAGAGCAUAAUCUUCUAAAGAAUCAGAUCCCAGAUCAUGAGCAAUUCCUAAAGGUAAGCACAAAGCAAUGUAGUUUCUUUAUUCUCUGUCAAGAAUCAGGUUGCAGUGGCUACCAAAAUAAUAAUAGCAACAGGCCCCCUCAAAAAGUUCUUUCUUUCAGUUUUCUUGUUUAGUUUUUGUGGACUUGUUUUUUGUUGCGCUUCUCUCAUAGUUUGUGGUUGAAGAGUGAAGACUUUGGACAGUUUUUUUUUUGCAGAAUGGGGCGAUUUGAAUUUCCCUGACAUUAAUGAUACUUUGCUGUCAACUUUGUAAGUUUGAAAAUCAAAGGAAAGAAAGGCAUAAUUUUAAAGAAGUCUUGCAGCUCUUGCUAUAAAUGAAUUUGCAUGUCUUUGCGUCCCUGACUGUGGUAUUGCUACUGAGUGAACCUGGUUUGGAUCUUAAGUUAUAGCCGUGGCUGGUAUUUGGCUUAGUGAGAAAAAUUUGAUUUGGGUGGUUAAUAUAAUUUACAACUCUUUCUAAUUCACGCUUUGUUGCUAUGUUGCACCUGUCCUCUAGUAUUGGAAGGGAUGUUCUUGGUAUCCCGAUGAUAUCUACACACCUGUUUUGUAAAGAAUGCAACUCUUCUGCAAUGUACUUUUGCAAACCGCCUCACAGUGGGUGGCAUAUUCGAGAAGUGGGCGUAUUUUGGUACAAUAAUAUAUCCUGAUGCUGAUCUCUUUAGGUAGGUUUGCUUUCAUACAUUCCCUUAAAAAAUACAAUCUCUUGCUGGCUUUCUUUACAGUUUGACUUCAACAUGGUAAUUCCAACAUAGGUUGACAGUUUAAACAAGAACCCCUUUAACCCACUCCUUGACAAGCGUUUUUAAAGAAGAUUUUAUAGUAUGUUUAUAUGUUUGACCAAUACAAGGGUGAGGAUUCUGUGAUUUUAAGAGCUGUGCAGCUGCAAGCUGUAACCUAAUUAAGAAUAGAUGAAAUGACAAUAAUAAUAGUGAUAUUAGAUUGUUACAAAGAAUAAUAAUAUCAAAAGUAGGUUGAGUUUGUCCGGGUGAACGUAGUCUCCAUUUUGGUGACGUCCGCCAGUGUGACAACACAAUUUGUGCUUUGAACUAAAAAUGCAAAAAAAGUUUUCAGUCAUUAAUUGUAGUCCAUCGAGCAAGUUUACUUAACAAAUAACAAAAAUCAUAAGAUAUACGGAAAUUUAGCACACAUGCAACAUUUGAGGGGUAGUUUGGUCCCAUCGUGGCAAUGGGGUUUUGAAUGUUCAAAACUAUGUGCCUAAAAUUUAAAUUAUCGUGACACAUCUAUUUUAGCUAUUUUGUCUGCGAUCUUGCUUUCAGUUUAUUGAUAUUUUUUGACCUUCACCUUCACAAUUCUGCAGUUAUUUCUUGUGGUAAAAUUGUAGAGCUGAGUCUGAUGUGUUUUUUUUCUUUUCAUUUUGCUAGAUUUUUUUGUUGUGUCCAAAGAUAGACAAUGAUAAUGAAUGUGUUAUGAAAAAUUAGCAACAUUGAGUUGUUGGAAUAUGUUUUUUUUAUUAGAAAGGGGAAAUAACAGAGAAUUUACUAGAAAGAGUCACCGAAGAAGGCUACAUCAUUGACUUAAAGCAGCACCAGGUGAUGCAAACUAUUAUUACAGUGCUGCCAUUCUUUAAAUAGGGUUCAAAGCCGGUCUGGUGAAAAUCUUAUUUUGCUUAUAAUAUUAUUAAUAUUGUGAGUCCCAUCAUUAUAAUGUAAGUGAUUGCCAUAUGUGUGUUCAGUUUAUUUCUUUCCUGAUUGUCUAAAAUGAAAAUUGGGAGUUAAGUUAAAAUGACCAGCUUUACUAAAUAAAUGCUUGUUGUUUAAUUUUACAAAUUAUUUUCCAUAUUUCCAAAUGGUCCAGCAGGUACAAAUUUAAUUAUGAAAUUAAUCACUAAGAGUUCAGAUACAUUGCAUGUUGUGUGACUGACACAUUUCUUUUUUUCUUUAUAAAUCAACAGGAUAAGGAAAAUGACCUUUGCAAUUCCAAUGUACAAGUAAUUUUGAUAUUAAAGGAGUUAUGGAUCAGGUGCUUAAUGCAUGGCUGAAUGCUUUGGGGAUCCUCAUGAAGAAUAAAUACAUAAUGUAUGUGAAUUUGAUAAUUAUAAUAAUUAAUGCAUUGGCUGAUGUGCUUCGUUAUGAAAUUAGAAUUAAUCAUCACAAUCACAGCUGAUUGGAUUUAAUUACAAUAAAUAUUGACAUAUGUAUUUUGAUUCUUACAUGUACAGCUCUGUUUAAUCUAAGAGUUGUUACUUUUGUUCUUAAUUUCCUUCUCCCUAUGCAACACCUGCCUAUUCUCAUCACUCUUUCCUUUUCAUAAUUUGUCUACAAAUUCCUUAAUUCUUUUCUCUUAAAGGUUGAAUCUGUGGCUUACACCAUGAUGACUGUUUGUUAACUAAUUGACUAGUAUGUAUGUCUGUGGAUGCUGUAAGUUUGAUUUGAUUUUUUGUUUCAGGUUUAGAAAACAAAACUGUGUUAUCAUAACACUUUCAAGUGUUACACAUGUAGCAAUAGUUCAGAGUCAGAUUAAAAGGUAAUUACGCAUAAUCCGUUUUCCAAUCCAUGUUACUGAGCCUGAAACUUUCUUUUCUUCAUUGUUAUUUAUCAUUGUAAGAGUGGAUUACUUUGUUGAGAAUGAGUAAUAAAUCCAACUCCUUCGAAAAUGAUCUACUGAAUUUCCAAAAAGGACCCGUUCCGUACAAAAGGUGAUUCAUCAUUUUGUUUACUAUAAUAAAAUCUAACCUAUUAAGCGUAAAAGUGAUUUAUCUCUAAUCCAAUCGAAAGGUGGUUAAUAUUACAGCUCCUAGUAAUGUAAUGGCAAAGUAAUAAAAACAAAAGAAAAAAAAUGUCACACUAUAAUUUUCAGAAAAUAUUGACAUACUUGAUUUUUUUAAUGACUGCAAAUUGUGUCUCUGAGGACAUUAUUAUUAUUAUUAUUAUUGUUAUGACUCAAAUAUAUUGUUAUUGUGUGUGUAAGUAAUUUCAAUCAGAAUUUUUCCUAAUUGUGUUGAAGAUACGCCUAGAAUGCCUGACACACGCCUCCCCAAGAGAGGGAAAUGGCAACAGGGUGGACAAAAGAGGCAAAGCACUAUAAGACUGUCUCAAAGCAUUGCUGUAAAUGUUUGAUAUAGAUGUUGAAACCUGGGAGACCUUGGCUCUAGACCAACCUGCCUGGCAUAGCAAAGUCAACAAAGGCACUGUCCUUUUUUAGCUAAACAGGAUAACAGGGGCUGAGAGGAAGUGUGAGCUGCGCAAAUCCAAAGUGAUCUCCUUGACACCUGCUUAAGAAAAUCGCCAGUGUCUGGUAUGCGGCAGAGCCUUCUGCCCAUGAUUGGAUUGAUCAGCCACAGUGGGAAACACUGCACCUAAUACCUCUCUCACGUGAUGUUCUUGGGCAUUGCUAACAACAACAGACAAACAACAACAAAGACUGGAGUCAGAUAACAAGGUAAUACAUUGGGUAUAAUGGUUGGACAGUAAUAGUUAUUCAUACUAGCUAAAGUACCAAAUUGGAAUCAUUGCAUGUGUGUUUGAUAAGCAUUGAAUUAAGAAAUGAAUUUAAUAUAUUGCAUUUUAAUUUGUGCUGUCAAUUAAGCAAGGUUUGUUAGUCUAUAUGUUGCAAGUAAUGUGGUAUUUCAGGUUGAUUUGUUUCAACCUAGGUCAAAAUAUAGUAUUAUUGAGCACUACACAUCUGCUUUAAGUCUAUUAGCGUUGUUUGAAUGAUAUUAAAAAGUUAACUGGGGGAAGAUAUGAAAGCUGUGAGUUUCCUCAGUUUGCUUCCAGGUGAUGUUUCUUGUAACAAGAACACUCCUACAGCAGAAUUCAGUCUUGCAGCCAGGGGUCUUACAACCAGGGGUCUUAUAACCAGGGGUUCUUACAACCAGGGGUCUUACAACCAGUGGUCUUCCAACAAGGGGUCAUUUCAACUAGGGGUCUUACAACCUGGGGCCUUACAAUAAGGAGUUCUUACAACAAUGGGUCUUACAGCCAGGGCUUCUUACAACCAGGGGUUCUUGCAAGCAGGGUUCUUACAACAAAGAGUUUUACAACCAGGGGACUCACAACAGGGGUUCUUACAACAAAAGGUUAAUACAACUGGUGGUAUUACAACAAUGGGUUCUUACAACUACGGGUCUUACAAUGAGAGGUUCUUAGAACCAAAGCUCAUACAACCACGGUUUCUUAGAACCAGGGGUUCUUACAACCAGGGGUCUCACAACCAGUUGUUCUUACAACUAGGGGUCUUACCUCUAGGGGUUCGUACAACCAGGGGUCUUACAAUAACGGGUUCUUUUAACCAGGAGUCUUAUGACCAGGGGUUCUUACAACCAGGGGUCUUACAACCGUGGGUCUCACAACCAGGGGUCUUACAUCUAUGGGUCCUUACAACCAGGGGUUCUUACCACAAGGGGUUUUAUAAUCAGGGUUUCUUACAACCAGGUGUCUUAGAACCAGUGUUCUUACAACCAGCGGUUCUUUUAACCAGGGGUCUUACAACCUGGGGUCUUACAACCUGGGGCCUUACAAUAAGGUGUUCUUACAACCAGGGGUCUUACAACUGGGGUUCUUAGAACCAGGAAGUCUUACAACCAGUGGUUCUUACAACCAGGGCUCUUUUAAUCAGGGGUUCUCACAUACAGGGAUCUUACCUCUAGGGGUUCUUACAACCAGGAUUCUUACAACAAGGGGUUCUUAAAACCAAGGGUCUUACAAACAGGGGUUCUUACAACCGCGGGUCUUGCAACCAGGGGUUCUUACAACUUGGGGUCUUACAACCUGGGUUCUUACAACCAGGAGUUCUCACAACCAGGAGUUUGAAAACCAGGGGUUUUUACAACCAUGGAUUCUUACAACCAGAGGUUUUAUAACCAGGGGUCUUACAUCCACGGGUUCUUCCAACUAGGGAUUCUUACAACCCGGGGUUCUACAACCAGGGGUUCUUACAACCGGGGGUCUAACAACCAGGGGUACUUACAACAAAGGGUCUUACAACCAGGGGUACUUACAACAAAGGGUCUUACAACCAGGGGUUCUUACGAGUAGGAGUUUUACAACCAUGGUUUCUUAGAACCAAGGCUCUUACAACUAGGGGUUUUACAUCCAGGGAUUCUUACAACCAGGGGUCUUACAACCAGGGGUCCUACAACCCGGGGUUCUUACAACUGGGCUUCUUACAGCCAGGGUUUCUUACAACCAAGCUCUUACAACUAGGGGUUUUACAACAAGGGGUUCCUACAAUGAAGGCUCUUACAACUUGGGGUCUUACAUCCACGGGUUCUUACAACCAGGAGUCUUAAAACCAGGGGUUCCUGAAACUAGGGGUCUUACAACCAGGGGUUGUUACAACCAAAGGUCUUACCACCAGACAUCUUACAACCAGGAGUUUUUACCAAUGGGGAAGUUACAACCAGGGGUUCUUACAACAGGGGGUCUUACAACCUGGGGUUCUUACAACCAGAAGUUCUCACAACCAGGGGUCUUACAUCUACGGGUUCUUACAACCAGGGGUUCUUACCACAAGGGGUUUUAUAAUCAGGGUUUCUUACAACCAGGGGUCUUACAAGCAGGGGUUGUUACAACCAGGGGGUCUUACAAGCAGGGGUUCUUAAAACCAGAGGUGUUAAAACCAGGGGUUGUUACAACCGGGGGUCUUAUAACCAGAGGUUCUUACAUCCGGGGGUCUAACAACCAGGGCUUCUUUCAACCGGGGCUCUUACAACCAAAGGUUCUUACAACUGGGGGUCUUAAAACCAGGGUUCUUACAACCGGGGGUCUUACAGCCAAGGCUUGUUACAACCGGAGGUCUUCCAACCAGGGUUUUUUACCACUGGGGGUCUUACAACCAGGGCUUCUUACAACAAGAGGGUCUUACAUCCAGGGGUCUUACAAGCAGGGGUUCUUACAAGCAGGGGUUAUUACAACCAUUGGUCUUACAACCAGGGGUUCUUAUUACCAGGGGUCUUACAAACAGGAAUUCUUACAACAAGGGGUUCUUACAACUGGGGGUCUUACAACCACAGGUUCUUACAACCAGGGGUCUUACAACCAGGGGUUCUUACAACUGGGGGUCUUACAACCAGGGGUUCUUACCACUGUGGGUCUUACAACCAGGGGUUCUUACAACCGGGAGUCUUACAACCACAGGUUGUUACCACCGGGGGUCUUACAACCAGGGGUUCUUACAACCUGGGGGUCAUACAACCAGGGAUCUUACAAGGAGGGGUUCUUACAACCAGAGGUCUUACAACCAGGGGUUGUUACAACCAAGCGUCUUAUAACCAGGGGUUCUUACAAGCGGGGGUUUAAGAACCAGGGGUUUUUACAACCAGGGGUUCUUACAACCAGGGGUCUUAAAACUAGGGGUUCAUGCAACUAGGGGUCUAACAACCAGGGGUUUUUACAACCAGGGGUCUUUUAAUAAGGGGUUCUUACUACCGGGGAUCUUAAAAGCAGGGUUCCUACGAUAAGGGGUUUUUACAAUUAGGAGUUUUAGAACCAUGGGUUCUUACAGCCAGUUGUGUUAUAAUAAUGGUUUCUUACAACCAGGGGUCUUAUAACCAGGGGGUGUUACAACCAGGGGUUCUUAAAACCUGGGAUCUUACAAUAAAGGGUUCUUAAAGCCAGGUUUCUUACAUGCGGGGAUCGGACAAGCGGGGUUCUUACAACCAGGGGUUUUUAGAACCAGGGUUCUUACAUUAGGGCUUCUUAUAACUAGGGGUCUUACAAUCAGGGAAUGUGACAAGCAGGGGUCUUACAACCAGGGGUUCUUAGAAGAAGGGGUCUUACAACCAGGGUUUGUACGACUAAGUCUCUUAGAAGCAGGAAUCUUACAACCAGGGGUUCUUACAACCAUUGGUCUUACAACCAGACGUCCUACAACCAGGGGUUCUUACAACCGGGGUUCUUAGAACCAGGAGGUCUUACAACCACCGGUUCUUAAAACCAGGGCUCUUUUAAUCAGGGGUUCACACAUCACGGGAUCUUACCUCUAGGGGUUCUUACAACCGGGGUUCUUAGAACCAGGGUUCUUACAACAAGGGGUUCUUACAACCAGUGGUCUUACAAACAGGGGUUCUUACAACCACGGGUCUUACAACCAGGGGUUCUUACAACUGGGCUUCUUACAGCCAGGGUUUCUUACAACCAGGAGUUCUCACAACCAGGGGUCUUACAUCUAUGGGUUCUUACAACCAGGGGUUCUUACCACAAGGGGUUUUAUAAUCAGGGUUUCUUACAACCAGGGGUCUUACAUCCAGGGGUUCUUACAACCUGGGGUCUUACAACCAGGGGUUGUUACAACCAGGGGUUCUGACAACCAGGGGGUCUUACAACCAGAGGUGUUAAAACAAGGGGUUGUUACAACCGGGAGUCUUAUAACCAGAGGUUCUUACAACCGGGGUCUAACCACCAGGGCUUCUUUCAACCGGAGCUCUUACAACCAAACAUUCUUAACCGCGGCUCUUACAGCCAGGGCUUGUUACAACCGGAGGUCUUCCAACCAGGGUUUUUUACCACUGGGGGUCUUACAACCAGGGCUUCUUACAACAAGAGGGUCUUACAUCCAGGGGUUCUUACAAGCAGGGUUUAUUACAAUCAUUGGUCUUACAACCAGGAGUUCUUACUACCAGGGGUCUUACAAACAGGAAUUCUUACAACAAGGGGUUCUUACAACUGGGGAUCUUACAACCACAGGUUCUUACAACCAGGGGUCUUACAGGGGUUCUUACAACUAAGGGGUCUUACAACCAGGGGUUCUUACAACUAAGGGGUCUUACAACCAGGGGUUCUUACAACCUGGGGGUCGUACAACCAGGGAUCUUACAAGCAGGGGUUCUUACAACCAGAGGUGUUACAACCAGGGGUUGUUACAACUGAGCGUCUUAUAACCAGGGGUUCUUACCACCGUUGGUUUAAGAACCAGGGGUUUUUACAACCAGGGGUCUUAAAACUAGGGGUUCAUGCAACUUGGGGUCUAACAACCAGGGGUUUUUACAACCAGGUGUUUUUAAAACCAGGGUUCUUACAACCAGGUGUUCUUUCAAGCAGGGGUCUUACAACCAGGGGUUCUUACAAGCAGGGGUCUUUUAAUAAGGGGUUCUUACUACCGGGGAUCUUAAAAGCAGGGUUCCUACAAUAAGGGGUUUUUACAAUUAGGAGGUUUAGAACCAUGGGUUCUUAAAGCCAGUUGUGUUAUAAUAAUGGUGUUAUAAAGCAUGGGUCUUAUAACCAGGGGGUGUUACAACCAGGGGUUCUUACAAACAGGGGUUCUUAAAACCUGGGACCUUACAAUAAAGGGUUCUUAAAGCCAGGUUUCUUACAUGCGGGGAUCGGACAAGCAGGGGUUCUUACAACCAGGGGUUUUUAAAACCAGGGUUCUUACAUUAGGGCUUCUUAUAACUAGGGGUCUUACAACCAGGCAAUGUAACAAGCAGGGGUCUUACAACCAGGAGUUCUUAGAAGAAGUGGUCUUACAACCAGGGUUCGUACAACUAGGUCUCUUAGAAGUAGGAAUCUUACAAGCAGGGUUCUUACAAGCAGGGGUUCUUACAACCAUUGGUCUUACAACCAGACGUCCUACAACCAGGGGUUCUUACAACUGGGGGUCUUUAAAACGACAGGUUCUUACAACCAGGGUUCUUACAACCAUUGGUUCUUACUACCUGGGGUCUUACAAAGAGGAAUUCUUACAACCCGUGGUUCUUUCAACCGGGGGUCUUACAACCAGAGGUUCUUACAACCGGGGGUCUUACAACCAGGGGUUCUUACUACCAGGGGUCUUACAAACAGGAAUUCUGACAACCAGAGGUUCUUGCAACCAGGGGUUCUUACAAGCGGGGGUCUUACAACCAGGGGUUCUUACCACCGGGGGUCUUACAACCCAGGGUUCUUACAACCUGGUGGUCUUACAACCAGGGGUCUUACAAGCAGGGUUCUUACAACCCGAGGUCUUACAACCAGGGAUUGUUACAACUGGGCAUCUUAUAACCAAAGUUCUUACAACCAGGGGUCUUCCAACUAGGGAUUUUUACAACCGUUGGUUCUUACAACCGGGGGUCUUACAACCAGGUGUUCUUACAACUGAGGGUCUUACAACCAGGGGUUUUUACAACCGGGGGUCUUACAACACGGGGUUUUUUACAACUGGGGGUCUUACAGCCAGGGGUUCUUACAACCGGGGGUCUUACAACUAGGGCUUCUUACAACCGGGAGUCUUACAACCAGGGGUUCUUAAAACCUGGGGGUCUUACAACCAGGGGUUCUUACAACAAGAGUUCUUACUACCAGGGGUUGUUACAACCGGGCAUCUUAUAACAAGGGGUUCUUACAACCGGGGGUUUUUAGAACUAGGGGUUCUUACAACCGUGGGUCUUACAACCUGGGGUUGUUAAAACCGGUUGUCUUUAAACCGGGGGUCUUAGAACCAGGGGUUUUUACAACCAGGGGUUUUUACAACCGGGGGUCUUAGAACCUGGGGUUUUUACAACCAGGGGUUCUUACAACCAGGGGUCUUAAAACCAGGGGUUUUACAACCAGUGGUUGUUACAACCAGGGGUCUUACAACCCGGGUUUCUUACAACCGGGG
Porites lobata is the source of this 11535-nucleotide messenger RNA. The record is from the annotation of a GenBank genome assembly. NCBI's taxonomy places the organism in Eukaryota, Metazoa, Cnidaria, Anthozoa, Scleractinia, Poritidae.